AUGUUGGUGUUCCUAGUUAACAUGUUACCAUGUUGGUGUUCCUAUCGUAUUUUCUCCGGGCGGCCAAACUUGGUGCGGAAAUCCUUCAUAACCUUUUUCACAGAAAUGAUUAGCAGAAACCGAAGUCAUUGGAAACAGCAUUCGAAAACGAGUGUAAUGGUAUGCAUUUCAUUUCAAAAGGCCACAAACACUAAGUGUCGUUCCCGUGCUAGGGUUUUGUUUUUCGGAAUGAAAAGUAUAGGAAAGCCUUUUGAAUUUGUUAGUGCACAUGUUCUUGCAGGUGAUCUGGUCGCAGUGCUUAGAGGAGAGAAAGUUUUUGACAAAAAGCGGAUCAUUCUCGAUAGUUAUGGGCGUGACAUAAACAAGCCACGAAAGCCUUUACCGGAAUGUCGAGUUGGUUACCAUGCGAUCUGCCUCCUCCUCCACCUCAUCCCACGGAUGUCGUUUCGUUUCAUGCUAAAAUCCAUCAUUCAGGUGCGCAAACUCAUGCGCUCAAAAAUGACUCGAUGUAAGCGUUGCAAGAAUCGCUUCAUAGAAAAGAAUAUCUAUGAAAGACAUUUACGUGACAGACAUCCCGCAGAUUAUACUGCUUACAUUGAAGAACAGGAAGCUGAAAUGGAACAACAACGGCAAGAGGAGAUUGAAGCGAAUCGGAUUGAGGAACUCCAGACAGGCGGAUUUAUACCGCCAGAAUCAGAGAUUGAAGCGUCUUCGUUUGAGGUUGACGUCGAAAGGAUUCCGCUCCCUGGUGAAAAUAAUGGCGGAGUUGCUCCUCGUUUUGAUCAGUAUGGUAGAUUAAAACAGUUGAAGCGACCAUAUAAGAAGAAGAUAUCUCCCCAGUGCCCAUUUUGUGAUAAACGAUUUCGUAAUGAAUACUCGCUCAAAAAGCAUUUUGUGAAGAAACACUCCGAACUUGUGGAAUUCAAACAGUGCACAAGAUGCUACAAAUGUGUGAAAGAUGAUGAGGAAUUGGAAAAUCAUCUUUGUGAAUUGCGAUGUUCGCCUAUUGAAUCACAGGAAGAAGUUCCACAGAGGUGUGCAAAUUCUGGAUUCAAGUGCAACUUGUGUAACUUGAAGUUCCUAACUCCUCGAAAACUUCGCAAGCAUAAAAAGAUGUCUCACGUCUUUACAAAAACCUACCAAUGCCAUUUUUGCGAGGAAAUUUUCAUUAGUGAAGUUGCGGUGAUGACACAUGAGCGGAUCCACACUGGAAUGAUAAAGUUUGAAUGUCGUAUAUGCGACUACAAGGCUAAUCGAUAUAUUCAAAUGGAUGAACAUUGUAAAAACGAACACGGCUACAUCUGCUCCAUCUGUCAGGAGAAGACGGCUGAGUGGAGCGACAUGAAACAUCAUACGCUUGUGAAGCAUGGUGGAUAUCUGGCUACAGAGCAAAACGCUGGUAAAUAA
Cylicostephanus goldi is the source of this 1407-nucleotide messenger RNA. The record is from the annotation of a GenBank genome assembly. NCBI's taxonomy places the organism in Eukaryota, Metazoa, Nematoda, Chromadorea, Rhabditida, Strongylidae.